CUAAAUUGAAAGAUUGAAGGCGUAAAUGCUACAAUUAGGAGAUUGUGGCCCAAGUUAGAGAUCUCUGCUACCAUUUCCCUGAAAAGAUUUUUAUAAGCUACUUAUAAGCAUAGCCAAACACGUUCUUUGGCCUUUGCACCCCACUUACGAACAGACGACAACCUUAAACAUAGAAUUUACUCUGGUCUUCGGUAGUCCCUGCCCUUUAACAAUGGAUCCUCAACCUGAACCAGUAAGCUACAUCUGUGGAGAUUGCAGCCAAGAGAACACGCUGAAGCCAGGCGACGUUAUUCAAUGCCGCGAGUGCGGUUAUCGUAUCCUCUACAAGAAACGUACCCGAAGAAGUAAAUUUUCAAUACCCAUUUAUUUGGCCUCUUUGAAUAUAUACAGUAGUUUUAUGAUUUAUUAAUGCUGAAUUAGCUGG
Molecule: messenger RNA, 424 nt
Organism: Olea europaea var. sylvestris
Lineage: Eukaryota; Viridiplantae; Streptophyta; Magnoliopsida; Lamiales; Oleaceae
Product: DNA-directed RNA polymerases II, IV and V subunit 12-like
Exons: 2
Coding region: 212-409 (65 amino acids)
Biological process (GO): DNA-templated transcription
Cellular component (GO): RNA polymerase II, core complex; RNA polymerase I complex; RNA polymerase III complex
Molecular function (GO): zinc ion binding; DNA-directed RNA polymerase activity; DNA binding
Source: RefSeq, a predicted model, not a curated record